AUAAAAUACAGCCACGUAAAGAAACUUCACAAUAAUAUUCAAAAAGCCUCAGUUUAUCUUAUCUUUCUUAUGGAGAAUGUACUCGAGAUGUSAUAAGGACGCAUGCAGCUCAUCAAGUCUGUUUUUAAAAUAUAGAUCGUUCUUCUAAAGGGUUUUUAAUCGGCAUUGCAAGUUUUCCAAGUCAUCAUGACUUCGCAAUUUGGCAAUGGUAAUGUUAUCGUAGUGACGGAAGAUCGGCUUUUUGAUGUGGAGCUGGACAGAGCUGGGAAGAAGCUGGUUGUGGUUGAUUUUACUGCUUCUUGGUGUGGGCCAUGUCAAAAGAUUGGACCAGUUUUUGUCCAGCUUAGCAUGAAGUUCAUGUCUGUCACAUUCUUGAAAGUUGACGUUGAUCAAUGCCCAUUUACAGCAGAGACUAAUGGAAUUAGAGCAAUGCCCACAUUCCAGUUUUUUAGAAGUAAAAUUAAAGUUGGUGAAGUGAGAGGUGCAGAUGCUUUAGGCUUGGAGAACAAGAUCAAAGAACUGGUUGACCCUCCACACAUCAAUAAYCACAUUGUUAUUGAUCCUAAGAGAAUAGCUGUUGGUAGAAGUUGGAGUUGUUUUCAAGAGCUGACAUCCAAUGAAAAAGAUAUCUUCAUGGACACUUCAGAUCUUAUCCUCAAGUUUGCUAAWAACAUUUUGAAUAACCCAAACAACAAAAAAUACAGGUCAAUCAGGAUUGGAAAUAAGAUAUUUCAAGAAAGGCUUUUGCCGGUGAUGGGGGGUGUAGAGUGUUUAUUUGCUAUGGGGUUUGAAGAGCAAGACGAUCAUUUAGUGUUCCCGACAAAGACAUCUCUAGAUGCAUUAAAAACAUUGAGAGACGCCAUUCACGAUGAAAGGACUCAAAAAGCGGUGUCUCCAUGCAGUGGUYUGCCCAAGCCCUCCCCGUCCCUACAUAGUACAGAUCGCCAGAUGAAUAAGCAAACAACUACGCCAUCUGCAGCUAUAUCAACCGAAGGAAUGGCUCCAAACCAACUUCAAUUUUACGCAAAACUACGAAGUUCGUCUGAUCACGUGAUGCUGUAUGAAGAUCCAGACCUUCAGCGACGUGCACGCGCACUUAUUCCUUUGUCACGGCUCGAAAGUAAAGCCGAAUUGAUGAGUCAAAACAGUAAGCAAGGAAAGGAAAAAGGAAUACACGCCCGAGACUGCUUGAUACUCGCUUUGUUGGACUGGUUUAAAACAGAAUUCUUUAAAUGGAUAGACAAACCUGAGUGUCCUCCGUGCAAGACACAAGGUCAAUUUCUAGGAAUUGUUCCUCCGACGUCAGAAGAAGAACACUGGGCGGCAGGAAGUGUGGAGUGCUACAGCUGUACAAAAUGUCACGGAAUGAUUCGUUUUCCGAGAUACAACCAUCCAGCUAAAUUGCUCGAGACUCGUCAAGGGCGAUGUGGUGAAUGGGCCAACUGCUUCACCUUAUUUUGCCGUUGCCUAGGAUACGAGUGUCGUCACGUGGUCGAUUGGACUGAUCACGUGUGGACUGAAGUKUAUUCAGAGGCACAACAAAGAUGGUUACACUGUGACGCCUGUGAAGGAACGUGUGAUAAACCUCUCUUGUACGAGGCCGGAUGGGGCAAACGUCUGACAUACAUCAUUGCUUUCUCAGUAGAUCAGAUUGUCGAUGUCACGUGGAGAUAUUCAGCCAAUCACAAUCAAAUCCGACAACGCCGUAAGGAGGUAUCUGAGAGUUGGUUGGURACGACAAUUGGAAAAAUGACAGAACAGCUUCAAACAUCGAUGCCUGUAGAACGCCGCCAAAUGCUUCAAGCGCGUCUUACGAAAGAAUUGGUGGAAUUCAUGACAGUAAAGUCUGUUAGURACGAUGAAUUACAGGGUCGUAUCUCAGGUAGCAUGGCCUGGAGAACAAUGCGUGGAGAACUGGGACUAGACAAAUCAACCAGGUUUUCUCCUUACACGUUCAAGCCAACAGAAACGGAAAUAACAAACAAAAGAAUACGUAUCCGUUACUGCACAUCCUCCGAUAGCUACUACCGCUGUGCAGAUGACACGAUAUCCGAGGGCGUCAAAGCUGAUUUGAUUGGAUGGAAAAGCGGUGCGAAUGCUGUUAAGUCGAUAUUCCGAAAGGUUGAAACAGACUGGAAAAUG
Molecule: messenger RNA, 2142 nt
Organism: Exaiptasia diaphana
Lineage: Eukaryota; Metazoa; Cnidaria; Anthozoa; Actiniaria; Aiptasiidae
Product: peptide-N(4)-(N-acetyl-beta-glucosaminyl)asparagine amidase
Biological process (GO): protein quality control for misfolded or incompletely synthesized proteins; protein deglycosylation; glycoprotein catabolic process
Cellular component (GO): nucleus; cytoplasm; cytosol
Molecular function (GO): peptide-N4-(N-acetyl-beta-glucosaminyl)asparagine amidase activity
Source: RefSeq, a predicted model, not a curated record